Molecule: messenger RNA, 6025 nt
Organism: Nycticebus coucang (slow loris)
Lineage: Eukaryota; Metazoa; Chordata; Mammalia; Primates; Lorisidae
Gene: PXN
Product: paxillin
Exons: 15
Coding region: 154-3357 (1067 amino acids)
Biological process (GO): transforming growth factor beta receptor signaling pathway; endothelial cell migration; substrate adhesion-dependent cell spreading
Source: RefSeq, a predicted model, not a curated record
CGCGGCUGGCGCGGGGGCGCGCGGCGGCGGCACGUUUGGUUCCGGGCCGAGGCUGGCCGCGGAAAAGUUGCGGGGCUGAGAGGAGAGGCCCCAGGACAGGCAGCUAGUGCGACGCCGAGCCGGCUCCCGGCUCCCGGCGCCCGUGAUCCGGCCAUGGACGACCUCGAUGCCCUGCUGGCGGAUCUGGAGUCCACCACCUCCCACAUCUCCAAGCGGCCCGUGUUCUUGUCUGAGGAGACCCCCUACUCAUACCCAACUGGAAAUCACACGUACCAGGAGAUUGCUGUGCCACCCCCUGUUCCACCACCCCCGUCCAGCGAGGCCCUCAAUGGCACAGUCCUUGACCCCUUAGACCAGUGGCAGCCCGGAGGCUCCCGAUUCAUCCACCAGCAGCCUCAGUCUUCGUCACCUGUGUAUGGCUCCAGUGCCAAAACUUCCAGUGCCUCGAACCCUCAGGACAGCUCUCCAUGUUCCCGAGUGGGCGAGGAGGAACACGUCUACAGCUUCCCCAACAAGCAGAAAUCAGCUGAGCCUUCCCCCACCAUAAUGAGCUCCUCCCUGGGCAGCAACCUUUCUGAACUUGACCGCUUGCUGCUGGAACUGAAUGCUGUGCAGCAUAAUGCCCCCGGCUUCCCUACAGAUGAGGCCAACUCAAGUCCCCCACUCACAGGGGCUUUGAACCCCCACUAUGGCAUCUCAGAGAAUAACAGCCCUCUGGGGGGCAAAACUGGGCCCCUGACAAAAGAGAAGCCUAAGCGGAAUGGGGGCCGGGGCCUGGAGGAUGUGCGGCCCAGUGUGGAGAGUCUCUUAGAUGAACUGGAGAGCUCUGUGCCCAGCCCUGUCCCUGCCAUCACUGUGAACCAGGGUGAGAUGAGCAGCCCUCAGCGAGUUUCCAGCCAGCAGCAGACGCGCAUCUCGGCCUCUUCUGCCACCAGGGAGCUGGACGAGCUAAUGGCCUCACUGUCAGAUUUUAAGACCAGCUCCUCCACCGUGACUCUGACCUCCCCGGGGCUGCUGCCCAGCUCUGCUCCAUCCACACACCACUCACUUUCUCCUUCUCCCCCUCCUCCCAUGCUCUCCACCAGUAAAUCCUCCCCUCGAAACCAGGGCCAUACCCCAAAGGCCCCCUACACUAAGCAGAGGGGACAGGGCUUUCCACCUCCUUUGGCCUCCAGCUGGCUUGAUUUGGCUGGUCUUGAGGUGAUGCCUGACACCUGCAGUUCAAAGUCUCUGUCUGUGGAGGGUUCUCUGGAGCUAUUUGGUACAGAAAGCAAGGCUCAAGAUUGUAGGCAUCUGCCAAACCUCACAAAUAAGCUCUCUGGGGCUCCUCCCUGCCACACUCUACCCUGCACUGGGAGCAUAAGUCCCCAGGAGCAUGGACACCCCGGGGGGCCACCAACCAAUCCUUUGUGUCUAGAGGAGGCUAUGACUGCCACAUGGGAGCAGCCCUGGACUUUGGAGGCAUUGAGGCCUGAGACUCCCAGGGGAGCUACUUACAGCUUCCAAGAAGUUACUGAGCCAGCUGUCAUGGCAGUGGACCGUCAGGCCAUCUUCCCAGAUACCUGGAGUCUCAUGGAGGGACAUGGCCAGUGGAAGGAGCAGGCCAAGCCAGAGGCAGGGAGGCUGGGAAGCAGCAGCCCUGCUCCAGUUAACAUGGAUCACUUGGGUGGAGAGAUGUCCAAGAGGGGAAGCCUGAUCAGGCCAACCCAGGAAUCUGAGACCCCAGUGAGCAUGGAGAACACCACUGAAUGUGCUACGGUGGCCAGGAACGAACAGCUGGAGCUUCCACAUGCCAUGGUCAUGGGCACACCAAACACCAUGGAGAGGAUUUCCACCUCUGGCCAGAUCUGCUCCACGAUCAGGAGCCGGGAGACAGUCCGUGCACAUCCCAGGUCCCGGGAGCCCUCCCCUCGCCGCCGGCUGGACCCUGCCACCUUGAGCAGGACCCCGUCCCAGGAGCGGCUCAUCGCAGAGCUGCAGGGUCGGCUGGGUAUCCAGUUGGAGGCAGAGCAGGCAGCAGGGGCCUCUGCCCAGGACUGGCUGACUGAGGGCGUCAUCAUCACUGUGCAGCCAUGCAGGAAGCCAGCCGGGGGGCAGCUUGUAGAGAAGGUUGUCUUUCCUCCUGGCUCUCCCAUUCCCCUGAGAAGAACCAUCUCUGUCCUGGCUUCUCCUCCUCCUUUCCCUUUACUGCAGCAUCACAAAGACACCUCGGCCAGCAGCUCCUCUCCCUUGCCCAGCCUACCUUUCCUGUCCCCUCCGAGGCCUUCAGCUUGCACCCAUGGUUCUUCUGGGGUCCCAAGUGCGGGGAAAGAGCCCCAGGAUGAGGAUGUGCAGGGUCCCGCUUCUCCUACUCCUGCAUCCUACACCAUGAGGUCCAUGGGCUGCCAGACCGAUGAGGACCCACUUUUCCCCCCAAUGCAGAUCCAGGCCCUGGAAGAAAGAGUGGAUGGGGAGCAGUGCUGGGCAGACGGCAGGCAGAGCGGCCCUGUAGGGCAGGACAAGGGAGGAAUGAGUUUCAUGGCCCAAGGGAAGACAGGGAGCAGCUCACCCCCUGGGGGACCUACAAAGCCUGGGAGCCAACUAGACAGCAUGCUGGGGAGUCUGCAGUCUGACCUCAACAAGCUGGGUGUUGCCACGGUCGCCAAAGGAGUCUGUGGGGCCUGCAAGAAGCCCAUUGCUGGACAGGUUGUGACUGCCAUGGGGAAGACGUGGCACCCAGAGCACUUCGUCUGCACCCACUGCCAGGAGGAGAUUGGAUCUCGGAACUUCUUUGAGCGGGAUGGACAGCCCUACUGUGAAAAGGACUAUCACAAUCUCUUCUCUCCACGUUGCUACUACUGCAAUGGCCCCAUCCUGGAUAAAGUGGUGACAGCUCUUGACCGGACGUGGCAUCCUGAGCACUUCUUCUGUGCCCAGUGUGGAGCCUUCUUUGGUCCUGAAGGGUUCCAUGAGAAAGACGGCAAGGCCUAUUGCCGCAAGGAUUACUUUGACAUGUUCGCGCCCAAGUGUGGUGGCUGUGCCCGGGCCAUCUUAGAGAACUACAUUUCAGCUCUCAACACACUUUGGCAUCCUGAGUGCUUUGUGUGCCGGGAAUGCUUCACACCAUUUGUCAACGGCAGCUUCUUCGAACACGAUGGGCAGCCCUAUUGUGAGGUGCACUACCACGAGCGGCGCGGCUCGCUGUGCUCUGGCUGCCAGAAGCCCAUCACGGGCCGCUGCAUCACCGCCAUGGCCAAGAAGUUCCACCCAGAGCACUUCGUCUGUGCCUUCUGCCUCAAGCAGCUCAACAAGGGCACCUUCAAGGAGCAGAAUGAUAAGCCUUACUGUCAGAACUGCUUCCUCAAGCUCUUCUGCUAGGCGCCCAUUCCUUCUUCUGCCUCCCUUCCCCAGCCAGUGUCCCCAACUGCUACUGUGACCCAGAGACCUCACCUGGGGGUGAAGAGGGCAAAUCAGACUGAAACUGGAACCCUUGUCCUCAGCUGGUGCAGGAUGGGAAGAGGCCAUAAGGGGUCCUAUUUGCUCAUCUUCACCCUUGCCAGAGCCUCUGGGCCUCCUUCCUCCUCCUACAGCUCUUUGCAGGCUGCCCAUUCUUCAUCUUCCCUGAGCGGAGGAGGCAGGCGGGCCCACCCUACCCCAUGUGUGUUCCCAUGAACUGGCCUGGCCCGGCCAGCACCCACACUGGAGCCAUCUUUUACUUAUUAUUUCAGCAGUGGAGCCAGGGGUAGGGUGGGGUGGGGAGGGCAGGCAGGGCUCUAUGGGGUCUCUCUUUAUUUGUGCCCAAACCUAAUUGUCCUUGUUCUGAGAGUAUGGGGGGACACCUGGCUCCCUCCAGACAAUGCCAGCAUAAAUCCAUCCACGCAUCCAAGGGUGGGAGAGUCCAAGGGGCCAUGGAAGGUUUCUUGUGCCCCUCUCACACUUCCAGCCUCCCUGGGCCAGGGUGAUUGCCCCCAAUACCCAAACCCCGUCCACAAGCUCCCCUUUUAUAUCUGCUCUGGUUCUACUGAGAAAGGCCUCUCCAGCAAUAAGGUUUUAUAGUCACUUCCUCCGUCUUGGGGCUGGCGUGAGGUAGGGGGUAUUACCGGUGCCUGCACACUGUACCGACUUUGAUAGAUUUCUACACCGAGGUUUGAAUUCAUAUUGCCUGACUUGCUUUUACUUCUCUAUACAAAAUGAUUUUGAAGAGAUUUUAAAGAUGUUCCCUUUUUGUACUCUCCUCCUUGUCUACCGCCAUUGGGCCUGUCAGUGACAACAGCCUUGGCAUGGAGUUUGCUUUGUACCAAGGGCUUGGGGUGGGGAAGCAAUUUAUAUUUUAUUUUUUUCUUAGCACAAGCAGGUGAAUGGGGAGCAGUUUCAUGACUCCCCUUCUUUUCACUUCACACCUCACCAGGACUGUUUUAUAAACUGCUGUAUUAAUGAAACCCUUUCCUUACUGCCCAACCUAGCAAGCUCUUCACUGAAACUGGUCUAAGGGCGUCUUGCCCACUUGGGCCUAGAAUUCUGAAGCUCAUCUGUUCUGCUCCUGAGGAAGAAGGGGAAGUACACUUUAGGGGCUGCUGCUUGUUUGAGUAAGCCAUUGGGAGCCUCUGUUCCCCUGUGGACUUUUUGGCAACAGAGAACCCACUAAAUGUUCUCUCCUCAUUGCUUCUCUGGAACUCUCUCUUCUGCCUUCUCGGGAAAGCUGGUGUGUGAUUGUGACCAUAAGGACUAUGAAAGUCUCUUUGGUCUGUUGAUUCCACUGGGCAUAUCACUUCCCCACAUCUGCCCUUCCUGGAAACUGGGUACAGGUUCUUCCUCUCUUACAAGUGGGAUGGACACUUAGGAGGUCUGAUAGCAUUUUGAGCAGAGGCCCGGGAUCCUGCUGGGGCCACAGGAAACACAUAGAGCUCUUUCCUGAGGAUGAAACAGGAGUAGCCAGGCCUGAAGUUCUUGGUCUAAGGGCACCCUCCAAGGGCCUAAUGUGAGAAAGACCCAGAUGACCUCACUAGCCUCCUGGCAGAGAAGAGGGUCCCUCCUUUUGGGCUGAGCUGGGUGCAGCCCAGGUCUGGGGAGAUCCCUCUAGCCCCUUCAGAGUCUGAUAUCUCCACUUCCACCCACAGGCCUUACUGCUCUGUUUACAUGACCUGCCCUAGGUCCCUCCCCAACAGGGAGUGAGGUUUCUGGGGUUCACAGUUUGGGUCAAUGGUUAUUUGAUAAUUUCAUUUUGGUUAGUUUUUUCCUCUGUAAACUUCUAAUGUGGCUUUUCCCAUUUCAAUUCCUGUGAUUUAUGCCAAUAAAGUUUGCCAUUAUUUUCACCUGUGCUAGUGCCAUUUCUUGGUGGUCUGAAAUAAACAACAGUUCCCUGAUUUGAGGUCAGAAUCCCUGCUGAGAGGAUCCCAGGUACCUGCUUGCAGGUGCAGUUCUUCCUGGCUCCGACGUGGCUUUGCUCUUCCGGGCAGUCAGUGCGGGAAGGCUGGGGGUGUAGCCCUGUCCUAGGUGCGCGGCGCUUUUGGAUUCCCUGAGGGCAUUCUGUGGGUGGCUUUCCACUCAUUUACAGGUGGGAAUAGAAGUUGUGAGAGGAGACCCCACACGCACAAGGCAAUCCUUUGAGCGACUGCAGAGGCGCAAUGUGAACCCAGGGCUUGCCUCUGCCUGCGUUCCAGCAUUGAGCCAGACUCCAUCACGCCCCCGCGGCCAAGCAACUUGGUUGUAGAACGGUCCCGGCCGAAGGCUGCUAGUAAAGAGUUGCUGAUGGGUCUCUGCUGCCUCCUUGCGGUCACGUCCGUGUUUGCGUGCUUGCUCCUUACUCUGUCAGAUGCAGAGGCCAGACCUACCUGGAGCUUUGUCCUCACCGGUUCUCUGUCGCGAGGGAAUGGUCUUCCAAAAGCAGCAUAUUGAAUUCUAGUCUGAACUUUGACCAGGCCACAGUGAGCUGAGAAGUGAAAAUUACCUUCAGCCCUCACCCAAAUAGAACGACUUGGUUUAUUCUUCCAGCUCAUUUUGGAGUCACUUUAUUUGUAGAAAUGAGUAUGAUACAUUUCAUCGUGAU